AAUCAGUUGGCAUAGCCACCAUUAUUUGUUGGUUUUUUGUUGCUGGUUUUUGAGUUUUUAUAUUUUAUGUUUCUAGAACAAUAAUGAAGGCGUAAAUUUCAGUAGAAGGGCGUUUUAGGUUACCUACCACAAGCAAUAGGAUUCAGGAUUAGAACCAGUUUCGAAGUACACACCCAUCGACAGCUUGACGAGGCAUGAGCCGAGCAAUCGGAAUCGCGAGCAAGUGGACACAAAAGAAUGCAGCUAAAAAUUGGGGACAUUCUCGAAAAUUCUCGUAGCACCAAUAAGUGAUCACUAUAUACAGAAAACCAAAGUAGCUGGCGGCCGGAUACGGAGAAAUGGCAUCUGGCAAAGAGCUCUAUUGCUGGGGGAGCACAUCGCAUGGCCAAUUGGGACUCGGCGGAAUCGAGGAUGAACAGAUCCUCACACCCAGUCAGAUACCCUGGACACCGGACACCGCUGUACAGCAGGUCGCCUGUGGACACCGGCACACCCUCUUUCUGACCGCCAAUGGAAAAGUAUACGCUUGCGGGAGCAACGACCACUCCCAACUGGGACACGAUCUGCCCACCAAAAGGCCACGUAUGUCGCCAUUUCUGCUUAUCCCGGAACUGCAGGAUUACGUGGUCAUCCAGAUCUCCUGCGGCAGCCGUCACUCACUGGCGCUUUCCGAGUGGGGCCAGGUUUUGAGCUGGGGCGACAACGACUGCGGCCAACUGGGACAUGCCACCGACAAGGAGAUCGUGCAGCUGCCCAAGGUUGUGCGGCAACUGGUCUCCAAGACGGUGGUGCAGAUCGCCUGUGGCAACAAUCACAGCCUGGCACUGACCAGUUGUGGCGAGCUGUAUUCGUGGGGUUCCAACAUCUACGGCCAGCUGGGCGUGAACUCCCCCAAGGAUCUGACACACUGCAACUAUCCCCUUCGGCUAACCACGCUGCUGGGAAUUCCGCUGGCCGCGAUUGCCUGCGGAGGCAAUCACUCGUUCCUCAUCUCCAAGUCCGGUGCCGUGUUCGGAUGGGGCAGAAACAACUGUGGCCAACUUGGACUGAAUGACGAAACGAACCGCGCCUAUCCCACCCAGCUGAAAACGCUGCGCACCCUGGGCGUUCGAUUUGUGGCCUGCGGCGAUGAGUUCUCCGUUUUUCUGACCAACGAGGGAGGGGUGUUCACCUGUGGAGCUGGCGCUUAUGGGCAGUUGGGCCAUGGUUUUAGCUCGAAUGAGAUGCUGCCGCGAAUGGUAAUGGAGCUAAUGGGCAGCACCAUCACUCAGGUGGCCUGUGGCAAUCGCCACACUCUCGCGCUGGUUCCAUCGCGCGGCAGGGUUUAUGCCUUCGGCUUGGGUAGCUCUGGACAGCUGGGCACGAGGAGUACCAAGAGCCUGAUGCUGCCGCAGGUGGUCAUCGGUCCUUGGGUGUCGCCCAGCGGAUCAGCCCUGUUGCAAUCCAAUGAUGCAAAGGUCUCGGUGGUCAUAAGGCAGAUUUUCUCAGGUGGGGAUCAGUCGAUUGUGACCACCACAUUGUUCAUGGAGAAGGUGCCGCCCGAGGAUUUCAGAAACUACAAUCCCAAAUCCCAGAUCCUAGCCCUAACAGCCGAAGUCACUAAGCAAUGCGCUCAGUUCAAGCAGGGCGGUCAAAGCGACAUGGAUCUCCUCAGCUCUAUUGAACUGAUAUUUAAGAGUCAGGCCUGUUGGAAUGGUUCCUUCCUGUUGGAUCACGACAGGCACUUUGGUUGCUCGGUUCGCAACCAUGGAUUGGAUCUCAACGCAGCACAAUUGGCAUUCGACAAUCUGCGCGUUGUGGAAAAUGAAAGCAUUAAGCAGGUGAUCUGGGACAAUAUAACCAAGGAGCUAGUUGGUUCGCUGGUGAGCUCACCGGCGGAUGUGGAGAGCAUGCGAUUAUAUCUUCUACUACCACUUUACCACGAGUUCGUCAACUCAAAGCACUACAAGUCACUGCAGGUUCCGUUUGCCAAUGCCAUAUUUAAGCUAACAGAGAACCCACGAAAAGUGCUGAUCAAGUGGCUGGCCCAAACUCCGGCUGAAUACUUUGAACGCCUUGUCCAGAACUGCCUGCAUGUUGUCGUCCAUAUUGUUAGUUUCAAAAUGGGCUUGGCUGCCAUUAGUCCUAGCGUGGAAAGACGUCAAAGGCUUCUGCCAUAUAACGCUGAGCUCGAGGUCAUUCUUAAACUGAUGCAAACGCUAUGCCAAAUCAACAACUCGCGUGAUGAUCGCCUAAACUAUCAAAGCUUUUACUGGCCCGAUCUUUCGGACUAUGCAGACGUGCAACAGGAGUACGUUAAAUGGAUCAUGGUCGACACUGCCAGCGAAUUCAACAUUUGCAAUUAUUCAUUCAUUUUCGACCAGUCUGCUAAGACAGCGUUGCUCCAAGCGGAUCAGGCGCUGCAGAUGCACUCUGCCAUGGCCAAUGCGGCUACCAUGGCAUUCAGCUUAUUCAACUACGGGAUGCCCAUCUCGCAGUUUAUAGUGCUUAAUGUGACGCGGGAGAAUCUGGUGCAGGAUUCCCUUCGAGAGCUGCAGCGCUACUCGCAGAGUGAUCUCAAGAAGCCGCUGAAAAUAAAGUUCCAUGGCGAAGAGGCGGAGGACGCGGGUGGCGUGCGCAAAGAGUUCUUCAUGCUGCUGCUGAAGGAUCUCCUCGAUCCCAAGUACGGUAUGUUCAAGGAGUACGAGGAGUCGCGCCUGCUCUGGUUUGCAGAUCUCACUUUCGAGACGGAGAACAUGUACUUCCUAAUUGGCGUCCUCUGCGGUCUGGCCAUCUAUAACUUUACCAUCAUCAACUUGCCAUUUCCACUGGUUCUGUACAAAAAGCUGCUGGGCAAGCCAGUGGAUCUCAGUGAUCUCCGCCAGCUUUCCCCUCCGGAGGCCAACUCCAUGCAAUCUCUGCUCGACUACCAGGGCGAGGAUUUUAAGGAUGUUUUUGAUCUGACUUUUGAGAUAUCGCGGGAGGUAUUCGGCGAGGCGGAGACGAAGUGCCUUAAGCCCAACGGCAAUGAGAUAGCCGUAACACUGGAAAACAAGCAGGAGUUUGUGGAUCUGUAUGUUGACUUUGUGUUCAACAAGUCCGUCGAGCUGCAUUACAAUGCGUUUCACAAGGGCUUUAUGAAGGUGUGCUCUGGCCGGGUGAUUCACAUAUUUCAGCCGGAGGAGCUGAUGGCCGUGGUGGUGGGCAACGAGGACUACGACUGGCAGGCGCUUCAGGACAACUGCGAGUACCGCGAGGGCUAUACUUCGGGCGAUGACACAAUCAAAUGGUUCUGGGAGGUCAUUCAUGAUCUGUCCGAAGCGGAAAAGAAGAGUUUCCUACUCUAUUUAACUGGCAGCGAUCGCAUUCCCAUUCAGGGCAUGAAGGCCCUUAAACUCACCAUUCAACCCACCCCGGACGAACGAUUCCUGCCCGUGGCCCACACCUGCUUCAAUCUGCUGGACCUGCCGCGCUACAAGACCAAGGAGCGCCUCAAGUUCAAGCUGUUGCAGGCCAUCCAGCAGACGCAGGGCUUUAGCCUGGUCUGAUUCGGGCGUCUUUCCACAUCGACUUCUUACUACAGGUAUUUUCCGAAGCUUACGUUUCGCGCAUUUUUGGAUUGAAGAAUGGCUGCUUUCAAAGACAACCCACACUUGGUACACACACAUUUAUCAGCGAUCAAAUCAGCAAGUACAAUGUUGUGUUAUAGCUUUAAACUCUAGGUUAGUUAUUAAUAUCGCAUUGUUAUGGAGAGGAAGGAAGUCAAGGAGGUAAAAUAAAGAUGGUGCAUCAGU
Messenger RNA from Drosophila teissieri, 3773 nucleotides. RefSeq names its product probable E3 ubiquitin-protein ligase HERC4 (gene Herc4). Lineage: Eukaryota; Metazoa; Arthropoda; Insecta; Diptera; Drosophilidae. The coding region runs from base 339 to 3527 and encodes 1062 amino acids. Gene Ontology annotation, molecular function: ubiquitin protein ligase activity. Gene Ontology annotation, biological process: protein ubiquitination; ubiquitin-dependent protein catabolic process. The record is from RefSeq and is a predicted model, not a curated record. The transcript is spliced from 11 exons.